Messenger RNA from Achroia grisella, 2802 nucleotides. RefSeq lists its product as uncharacterized. Gene Ontology annotation, cellular component: cytoplasm. NCBI's taxonomy places the organism in Eukaryota, Metazoa, Arthropoda, Insecta, Lepidoptera, Pyralidae. The record is from RefSeq and is a predicted model, not a curated record. The transcript has 7 exons. Bases 275 to 2557 code for a protein of 760 amino acids.
UCAAAACAAGGUUAAUAAAAUUUUGUUUUACAUACUAUUUUCAUUUUAUUGGUAUUUUUUCUUAAUAAAUGUUUUCUGCAGUUUAAAAACAAGGUUCUAAACAGAUAAGGUGCAUAAACAAUUUAAUCAUGUCGUCAACAUUAAGUUAACAGCCAACCCUUUGUUAUUUUUGGUGUACUAUUUUUGUCCGCUCUACAUUCGGUGCAUUGAAAUAAUUUUGACAUCCAGGAAAAGAAUGUUCUUCGUGCGUGGUGAGGUGUGAAGAGCGUGUGUGAUGGUAAUGACGUGCGCGACAGGCAUGGGCGACGCGCUGCUGCGCGAGCGUCUGCCGGCGCUGUGGAGGCGUAUCGAGGACACACACUAUAGCUACCUCGAAACUGACGACAGCCCAGAGAAGUUGCAGCAGAAAGAGAAAUUAGAAGAUUACAUUAUCGAGUACCUGUCACUAGUGCCACAUGAGUGCAAGUUUGGGCUAGCAGAGACUGGCAAGGUGUUCCAGCGGACUAUCAAUGAGUUGUCAGAAUUCAGCGCGUACCGUGCCGGCCUCGGUUGGGCGGCGCUAGCGCGGUACGCUGCCAAUCUUCUCGCACAACCAUGGCGGAAGGAAUAUAAGGUCAUAAGGUUAUAUUGUGGUUACUAUAAACAUGAGGUAGAGGCGAACAUGGUAGGCGCGGAGAUACUGCUGCAUGCAAUGGGAUAUAAGUCAGUGGGCUCCGGCCGCAUGGCUCUUGAUGCACCAAUUUGCCCUGAUAUGGUCGCAGCUGUUUCCAGAGAUGCGCUCAUUGCCCAGUGUGAAUGUCAGAUAAUGUCUCAGAUUUGGGAGGCGGUGUGGAGUAGCGGCGCGCGCGUGUCGUGGGCGGAUGUGGCCCGCGAGCGCGUGUCGCACGCCGCAUCCGCCGCCGCAGCCGCCGCGCGCCUCGCCGCCCCGCACUCACAUCCGCACCAACAUCCACAUCCGCAUCUACAACAACUACCGCCCCUGCGGGAUGCUCGCCAUAUUGAUCUGUCAUAUGUCGACGGUCCAGAAAUAUACUCCAAUGUGCCAGUAACAGUAACAGAACUUCCGUCACGGAACAGGUACCAUCCCCUAACUACAUGCAACCGAAUAUGUCCAGAAGAAACCUCAUUGGAUGAGCCCAUUGUGCCGAUGAUGCAUCCUUCCUAUAUGAUGGCCCCAAAUGCCAUACCUCCUCAGAUGAUGUACCCUAUUCCACAUCAGCAUAUGCACCCGGACGUACCUGUAACAGUUACCAAUGUACCAAUGAUGACUCCUUAUGGGGUACCUUAUUACUAUCCCGUUCAGUCGCCGUACAUGAUACCUACUCCUGUAUACGCACCUAUAAAACAUGCUAACAAUGUUCCUAUCAAUGGUUAUCCACCUAUACCACAAUAUAGGUAUCCAACAGUCCCAACAGCUCAAUUAAUAGAAUUGGAUUCGCCAUCUAUCUAUGAGAAUGGCAAGUUUGACAGGCACAGAGAUGAGGAUCGUGGUCACAAAAAGAAUAGACAACUUGAAAACUCGAGGCGGAAUAGCACGUCGAAAUCAAAUUUCAGUGAUAUUACUUUACCGAGUUUACCUCGAUCAGACACUCAACCUGUUUUGAGUAAAGCCAGAGAGGAUGGUAUGGGGACAUACGAAAGCUGGGAUUAUGUAUUUAGAAAUUUGUCUAGCAAAGAUCAAGACGGUGACGGCCGGAGUCGAUACUCACCGUCUCUCGAUAGGGAUUCGAGGACGCUUGACAGAUUGGACAGGGAAGAACGUAGAGCGAAAUAUCAACCUACAACACUUGACUUAGAAGAUGGUCUACAAGCGAUGAAUCUCGACCGGUCAUACGACGACGAAGUUUAUCGAACGGCUAAAGUGAACGAGAAUUUAAUGAAGAUGAAACACGAGCAAGAGUUAAAACGCGCUAAGCAAUUAGCAAAGAAACAAGCGGAAGAAAAGAGGAUACGGAAACUUGAACCCAUCGGUAAUCCUAAGGCUGACGCCUUAAUCCCGACGAAAGUUGCACCGGAUAAAGUGAAGUUAUUGACAAAGAAAGAUAUAAAAGACAGGAAGGAAGUAAUCAAGCAGCAAAAUUCUAUAAAUGGUACAAUGUCGAGUACGGCAGAAGUGAAAAAAGUAAAAAAGCCCACGAAAAAUGUGGCCAUAGAAGUUGAAAAGCCGAGCAAGAGCAAACCUGUAGAAAAUGGAAUAAAUAAUGUGCCACACAGUUCCAAGAGUAAUACAGGUUCAAUUUCCACACAACCAAAUAAUGAGUUAAAAGCGCAGCUAAUAGUAUCGCUAGACGAGCCGGAUACCGCGCGGCCCGCCAGUCGCUCGUCUGUGCGUCCCGAGCGAAGCGACGAGCGGUGGGAGUGCACGACAUGCACUUAUCUGAACCGCGGCGCGCUAGGCGCCUGCGAGAUGUGCGGUAAGUCGCGUCGAGGCCCUGAGAUCCAGCCGUUAACUUCGGGAGGACGUGAGUGCCCCGCCUGCACGCUCGUCAACCGCCGCGACGCGCGGCUUUGCGACGCCUGCGGCACGAGUCUCGACCACUGUCCCACCUACAUAUAGGCCGCUUGUAUCGCCUCUUAUCAGCGAUUCGUCAAUCGUCACCACGCCUGAGUUUGUAACUCCUGCGUUACUUGCCUCGACCACUGUUACCACGCUUGAAUAAUUAUGUUAACUAUUGAAUUAAGCCGGCCUCAGAUGUAGUUUCAAAGUGCAAAUAUUAUCAUUGUCCCGUCCUGUGUCGAUUUUUUAACACACAUCUAGGCGUUAAAGUUCAAGUGAGUGACGUGUUUUGUACAGUAAAAGCG